AUGCCUGGCCUUCCAGCAUCCGUCGACCUCGACGAAUGUAUCUCGCGCCUAUAUAAGAGGGAGCUCCUCGCCGAAUCCGUCAUCGAGGCCGUUUGCGCCAAGACUAAGGAGCUGCUCAUGCGCGAGAGCAACGUCGUCCACGUCCGCGCCCCCGUCACCGUCGUCGGCGACAUCCACGGCCAGUUCUACGACCUCAUCGAGAUCUUUAAGAUUGGUGGCUGGUGCCCAGACACCAACUACUUGUUCCUCGGAGACUAUGUCGACCGCGGCAUGUUCAGCGUCGAAACGAUUUCCUUACUAGUCUGCUUGAAACUUCGAUACCCCAAUCGCGUGCAUCUGAUCCGAGGCAACCACGAGUCUCGCGGCGUCACCCAGUCCUACGGCUUCUACACCGAAUGCUCGAGAAAAUACGGAAACGCCAACGUUUGGCACUACUUCACCGACAUGUUUGACUUUCUGACCCUCAGCGUCGUCAUUGAUGACAAGAUCUUCUGUGUCCAUGGCGGCCUCUCCCCUUCUAUCCACUCCAUAGACCAGAUUGUCAUCAUCGACCGCUUCCGGGAGAUCCCUCAUGAAGGCCCCAUGGCUGACUUGGUCUGGUCUGAUCCAGACCCUGAAAGAGACGAGUUCUCGUUGAGCCCUCGUGGGGCAGGAUACACGUUUGGAGCCCAAGUGGUCAAGAAGUUUCUGGCUGUGAAUAACAUGGACCACAUUCUCCGGGCGCACCAGCUGUGUCAGGAGGGCUUUCAGGUGCUAUACGACGACCGCCUUAGCACAGUAUGGAGUGCCCCCAACUACUGCUAUCGGUGCGGCAACAUGGCCAGUGUCUUGGAGGUUAGCGACACAGGCGAGAGGUUCUUCAACGUCUUUGCUGCAGCCCCAGAAAAUGACCAGCACAAAGACAUGCAGCUGGGAGGUGGAGAGAAACAGGCGGACGGUAACUCUCUUCCUGAUUACUUCCUGUAA
Messenger RNA from Colletotrichum higginsianum IMI 349063, 966 nucleotides. Its product is annotated as Serine/threonine-protein phosphatase. The transcript is spliced from 4 exons. Bases 1 to 966 code for a protein of 321 amino acids. Gene Ontology annotation, cellular component: FAR/SIP/STRIPAK complex. Gene Ontology annotation, biological process: peptidyl-serine dephosphorylation. Lineage: Eukaryota; Fungi; Ascomycota; Sordariomycetes; Glomerellales; Glomerellaceae. The record is from RefSeq and is a predicted model, not a curated record. Gene Ontology annotation, molecular function: protein serine/threonine phosphatase activity.